CAGGUACAUGGAAGCAGGAAACCAAACAGGAAUUUUAGAGUUCAUCCUCCUUGGGUUCUCUGAGGAUCCAGAACUGCAGCCCUUCAUAUCUGGGCUGUUCCUGUCCAUGUUCCUGAUCACUGUGCUCGGGAACCUGCUCAUCAUCCUGGCCAUCUGCUCUGACCCCCACCUCCACACCCCCAUGUACUUCUUCCUCUCCAACUUGUCCUUGGUCGACAUCAGUUUCAGCUCCACCAUCGUGCCCAGGAUGCUGGUGAGCAUCCACACAGAGAACAAAGCCAUCUCUUAUAUGGACUGCCUCACUCAGGUCUAUUUUUCCAUGUUUUUUCCUAUCCUGGACACUCUCCUCCUGACCGUGAUGGCCUAUGACCGGUUUGUGGCCAUCUGCCACCCCCUGCACUACACAGUCAUCAUGAACCCACGGCUCUGUGGCCUGCUGGUUUUUGUUACCUGGUUUAUUGGUGUCAUGACCUCCCUUCUUCAUAUCUUUCUGAUGAUGCAUCUGAGAUUCUGUGGAGAUCUCAAAAUUCCACAUUUCUUCUGUGAACUGACACAGAUUCUCAAGUUGGCCUGCUCUGACACCUUCCUGAACAGCACAUUGAUAUACUUUAUGACUGGUGUGCUAGGUGUUUUUCCCCUUGUCGGGAUCCUUUUCUCCUACUCACGAAUUGCUUCAUCCAUAAGGAAGAUGUCUUCAGCUGGGGGAAGGCAAAAAGCAUUUUCCACCUGUGGGUCUCACCUCUCAGUGGUUUCUUUAUUUUAUGGGACAGGUGUUGGAGUUUACUUCACUUCUGCAGUGACUCACUCCCCCAAGAAAGUCUCAGUGGCCUCGGUGAUGUACACCGUGGUCACUCCUAUGCUGAACCCCUUCAUCUACAGCCUGAGGAACAAGGAUGUGAAGGGGGCGCUGGGAAGGCUUCUCAGUAGAGUGGCUUCUUGUCUGUGACGGAUCUGCUGGCCCCAAGACUACGAAAUUUUAUGGAUCCUAAGAGCAAAAACUUUGAUUCUGGAGUUUACUCUUGAAUCUUACACACCUUUCACCCAAUUCUGAAGGAUCAAUGACUUCUCUCUCCUAGUUUUUACAAAUUUUUAAACAACCAAUUUCCUCAUAAUUUAUGUGAUGAUAUUUCUGCCCCAUCUGUUGUCCCAAAGUUAUGUCCUCCACUUUCUUUCUUACUU
Leopardus geoffroyi (Geoffroy's cat) is the source of this 1179-nucleotide messenger RNA. RefSeq names its product olfactory receptor 7D2. Gene Ontology annotation, molecular function: G protein-coupled receptor activity; olfactory receptor activity. Bases 8 to 946 code for a protein of 312 amino acids. The record is from RefSeq and is a predicted model, not a curated record. Gene Ontology annotation, biological process: G protein-coupled receptor signaling pathway. The transcript has a single exon. Gene Ontology annotation, cellular component: membrane. NCBI's taxonomy places the organism in Eukaryota, Metazoa, Chordata, Mammalia, Carnivora, Felidae.